Molecule: messenger RNA, 1776 nt
Organism: Dreissena polymorpha
Lineage: Eukaryota; Metazoa; Mollusca; Bivalvia; Myida; Dreissenidae
Product: spore coat protein SP65-like
Exons: 14
Coding region: 309-1730 (473 amino acids)
Molecular function (GO): scavenger receptor activity
Source: RefSeq, a predicted model, not a curated record
UAUCGAUUGCUCUAGAAUGCAGCGGGCAUGGACAUUUGGACCACCGCUGUGUGUGUGACCACGGUUAUGCUGGCACGAUUUGUGAAAUACACUGUCUAAAUGGCGGCGUCCAAAGUAAUCAUGACCCUAGUCGUUGCCAUUGUUCUGACAGAUGGGCAGGAAAAGCUUGUGAAAUCGACUGCCACCAUGGCCGCCACGAUGAGCAUGACCGGACAAAAUGUCACUGUGAUCCGGGUUGGACCGGUACACAUUGUGACCAGAAAGUCGUAACAACUACAAAGAUAACUACAACCUCUACGACGACCCGAAUGUCAACCACUCCAGCAGAAUGUAGGCAUGGACGCUGGGACUCUCACGCUCACCACUGUGUGUGCGACAAUGGAUGGGGCGGCAACCACUGCGAUAUAAAUUGCGGCCAUCAUGGACAUUUGAGCGACAACACAUGUGUGUGUAACCCCGGUUAUGCCGGUACAACUUGUGAUGUACAGUGUCAAAAUGGCGGCAUCCAGAGUCAUUCUGACCCUAGUCGUUGCUAUUGUUCUGACAACAGAUGGGCGGGAAGAGCUUGUGAAAUCCACUGUAUACAUGGCCACCAAGAUGAGCAUGACCGGACAAAAUGUCUUUGUGACUGGGGUUGGGCCGGUACACAUUGUGACCAAAUUGAUUGCGGCCAUCAUGGACAUUUGAGCGACAACAAAUGUGUGUGUAACCCCGGUUAUGCCGGUACAACUUGUGAUGUACAGUGUCAAAAUGGCGGCAUCCAGAGUCAUUCUGACCCUAGUCGUUGCUAUUGUUCUGACAACAGAUGGGCGGGAAGAGCUUGUGAAAUCCACUGUAUACAUGGCCACCAAGAUGAGCAUGACCGGACAAAAUGUCUUUGUGACUGGGAUUGGGCCGGUACACAUUGUGACCAAAUUGAAUGCACGCAUGGACGCUGGGACUCUAACGCUCACCUGUGUGUGUGCGACCUCGGAUGGGACGGUCGCCACUGCAAUCAUUCAACCACAACAACUACAACACGAGCUACGACAACAACAUCAAAAGCAACAACAACUUCUACGACGACCCCCAUGCCAACCACUCCAGCAGCCACAACAACUACAACACGAGCUACGACAACAACAUCAAAAGCAACAACAACUUCUACGACGACCCCCAUGCCAACCACUCCAGCAGCCACAACAACUACAACACGAGCUACGACAACAACAUCAAAAGCAACAACAACUUCUACGACGACCCCCAUGCCAACCACUCCAGCAGCCACAACAACUACAACACGAGCUACGACAACAACAUCAAAAGCAACAACAACUUCUACGACGACCCCCAUGCCAACCACUCCAGCAGUCCCUACGUGUUCGAAAGUCAACGGUACGGGUCCGUUUACACAUAGCAAUGCAACGGCGUGUCACACAGCGGAGAAAGGGUCUCACGAAGCCCUCGUGCUGUACCACUGCUAUACGGUUUCGACUAACACAAGCUCUUGGCACGCUGGUCAACAGGUGACCCCGAAAAAUUGCGUUGAUAUGAUGAGUAAGAACGCUGCUGUUGCAACGUUUGUAAAUAGCCAAUACAUCAGAGAUGGUGGACUCUCUGGACUUGUCGUUGGUUGUUUAACAGAAGGGUUUCAGCUGACGGUGCAAGGGUGUGGCUUCGGCGUCAUCACUCUGAACAUCACUGGCGGUAUCAACCUCUUCGACCCGCUUAACUAUUACACUAUCCAAUAAAACAGCACCAAUAAAAAAGAUCAAUUUUAACGCCCAAUUGUUUUUU